AUGAACCCCUCUGUUGUGGCUGCCCACAAGAGGAUUGGACUUCUCCAAAAGUUCAACAAAUGGCAAGGGAAAGCCAUUGAGAAGAUGCAAAAGUCCAUGGACAAGAUGGUGAGCAAGAUCAAAAGUUUGGAGAAGAAGGUUUCUGGUUCUUCAAGCAAGAAGAAGAAGUCCAAGGCCCCCACAUUCCCUAGGAGUAGAUCACUCCUCACCACUCCAAGGAGGCUCCCUGCCCAAGAGCCUCACAGAGCCUCUUCUUUCGAGCCAAGGGAAGGAGAAGACAACACGCAGAGAAGGAGGAAGACUUCCAAGGCCAGACGCUCCAGCUCGACCACCGGACUCGAUCGAGUCCAAACAGAGGAAACUCAACUCGAUCGAGCUGACGGUCGAGCUGACCAGGAGGAGCCCCAGUUCGAGGAUCCGGGAUUUGAAUACGAUCCCAUGCCUUACCAGGAGCCUCCCCGGAGUAGAUGGAACCCCUAUGGACAGUACGAGCUAGCCAUGCUGAUAUACCCAUAUCUUUCAUGUUUUUAUCAAGGUCAAAAUAGCAAAGAAGAGUCAAAAUGGAGCAAAAAGAGUCAAAUCACCAAGUUCCCAAGUCUAGAGCACCAAAAUCUACAUUUCUCGCUAAAGACCAAACCGGAGCAUCCGAAGUACGACCGCAUAUUCAUGCCUUCCCGACGUCCAAAAGUCAUGUUUCUUAUAUGGAAAGAUAGAUAUUUGAGUCAUGACCCGCGGCGAAGUGGAAAGAGGUCAUUUGGAUCACUCGUUGGACCGGAACUUAUUUUCUACCAAGACAUGUCCGACGAGCGCCUAAGUAGAGCCCAUGGAGACUUUGAUGGAUCAAGAGGCCCGAGAUACCGCGCCCAAGGCCUUGGCUCAUCUUGA
Microthlaspi erraticum is the source of this 885-nucleotide messenger RNA. Lineage: Eukaryota; Viridiplantae; Streptophyta; Magnoliopsida; Brassicales; Brassicaceae. The record is from the annotation of a GenBank genome assembly.